AACAUUUCUUAAGGCCGUGCAGAGUCACGUGAAUGAAACCGGAAGCGGGCUAUAUAAUGAGCAGUGUGUGGUGUUUUAACGCGUUUAUAAAGGUUUAGGAGGAUGUUCGCCAUGAUCCCCACACUUUUAUGCUCGUUUUUCGUUUUUUCACUCCCUACAGAUGGGGCUAUUUUACCGCUUGUGAUAAACACCUGGAACUUUGAGAAUGCCAAUUUAGCAGCAUGGCGCGCCCUGCAGGCGGGUUUGUCUCCUCUGGACGCUGUACAGAGAGGAUGCUCUGCGUGUGAAGAGGAGCAGUGUGACGGCACCGUGGGCUUCGGUGGACAUCCUGACGAGACCGGAGAGACCACACUGGACGCCCUCAUCAUGAACGGUGAUACGAUGGAGGUGGGUGCGGUGGGAGAUCUGAGGAGGGUGAAGAACGCAGUGGACGUGGCUAGAGCCGUGAUGGAUCACACACAGCACACUUUGUUAGUGGGAGAAUCCGCGUCAGUGUUCGCUCAGGACAUGGGCUUCAAAUCUGAAAGUUUGUCCACUAACAAGUCGAUGAAGAUGUUCUCACAGUGGCUGAGUAAUAACUGCCAGCCGAACUACAGGAAGAACAUGGUUCCGGAUCCUUCCGUGUCGUGUGGGCCGUAUAAACCCCGAGCUGAAGUGAAGCCGAGGCAGAAGCCUGGAUUAAUUAACCCCCGCUCCCACGAUACCAUCGGAAUGAUUGUAAUUGGACCGAGUGGUCAGGUGGUUGCUGCGACGUCUACCAAUGGGGCGAGCCAUAAAGUUCCAGGGCGUGUUGGAGAUUCUCCCAUAGCAGGAGCUGGUGCGUAUGCAGAGAGCUCAGUAGGGGGCGCUGCAGCGACUGGUGAUGGUGACCUCAUGAUGCGUUUUCUGCCCAGUUUUUUAGCGGUGGAGUUGAUGAGGUCCGGAGCCGAACCCGCCGCCGCCUGCAAAACCGCCAUCAACAGGAUAAAGAAGUAUUACCCAGAUGCCUUUGCGGCAGUCAUCUGUGCCAACAGCACGGGUGGAUUCGGUGCAGCGUGUAAUAAAAUCUCUAUAUUGACGCAGUUUCCCUUCAUCAUCUUUAAUCCCAACAGCAACAAACCUCAACUGCACAGCGUCGACUGUGUGUAGAGGAGAUUACACACACACACACACAAAUCACUUUAGGGGUGACAUUUUAAUCAUUAGAUUGUUGAUGUUUUAAUAAAUAAUUUUUUUCAGACUCA
Molecule: messenger RNA, 1223 nt
Organism: Ictalurus punctatus (channel catfish)
Lineage: Eukaryota; Metazoa; Chordata; Actinopteri; Siluriformes; Ictaluridae
Gene: aga
Product: aspartylglucosaminidase
Exons: 10
Coding region: 103-1128 (341 amino acids)
Biological process (GO): protein deglycosylation
Cellular component (GO): lysosome
Molecular function (GO): N4-(beta-N-acetylglucosaminyl)-L-asparaginase activity
Source: RefSeq, a predicted model, not a curated record